Messenger RNA from Aspergillus affinis, 945 nucleotides. Its product is annotated as DNA-directed RNA polymerase I subunit RPA34. Gene Ontology annotation, biological process: transcription by RNA polymerase I. The record is from RefSeq and is a predicted model, not a curated record. The transcript has 2 exons. Bases 1 to 945 code for a protein of 314 amino acids. Lineage: Eukaryota; Fungi; Ascomycota; Eurotiomycetes; Eurotiales; Aspergillaceae.
AUGGCUCCCAAAUCCGCGUCAUCCUCCUCGUCGGAGAGUGAAAGCCGAUCGUCUUCUCCCGAAACAACCAAGAAGACCGCGCAAUCUUCGAAUUCGGAAUCGGAGCAGGAUUCGUCAAGCGGCUCCAGCGAAGGCGAGAGCGACAAUGAAAGCGCUUCUUCCGCCGAGGGAUCAGACAGCGAGUCUGAAGAAUCGUCCGACGAGUCUUCGAAAGUGAAGACCAUCGCCGCGCAGCCAUUCAAGGCCCCCUCCGGUUUCAAAUCCGUGAAGAAACAAUCGCCGCCUUCCUCCGGUGUCGCCUCCGCCUUGUUCGAUCUCCGCGGCAAACAGAUCUUCCACGUCUCCGCACCCGCCUCCCUCCCUCUCUCGAAAGUCAAGGAGAUCUCGCUGGCCAAGGUCAUGCAGGGCGAGCCCGUCAUGAAGCACGAUGGCGUGGCAUACGGAAUCCCCGCCGAGGGCAUGACCAACGGCGACGGGGCCGCGAACACGCUCGUCACCUACGACCCCAAGACCCAGACGUAUACUCCUACGAUCGCGAACAACAUCCACAGCUACCAUGUGCAGGAGCUGGUCCAGAUCCCCAACCUAUCAGAGCUGGAUGGCAAAGUACGGGAAGCGGCGCAGGAACAGGUCGUCCCCCCCAGAAAACAACCCAAGCACUUGAAGAUGCGGUUCCGCCCCGUGGGAAGCCGCAAUGCACCAGCCGAGACGAUCGGGUCGAGCUCGGAAGAGUCGGAGGGAGAGGCGCCUACGUUCAAGGUCCCCAAGGGUGCCAAUCUCGACAAGGAGGAAAGAAAGCGUAAACAACACCCUACCGAGGCCGAAGAGAACACGGCUAGCGGCGAGCCCCGGAAGAAGUCUAAGAAGCACGAGGACGGAGAGAAGAAGAAGUCCAGCAAGAAUAAGGAAGAGAAGAAGCGGAAGAAGUCGAGCAAGUCCGCAUGA